Diabrotica virgifera virgifera (western corn rootworm) is the source of this 6518-nucleotide messenger RNA. RefSeq names its product zinc finger Y-chromosomal protein-like. Bases 153 to 1367 code for a protein of 404 amino acids. The transcript has 4 exons. Gene Ontology annotation, molecular function: RNA polymerase II transcription regulatory region sequence-specific DNA binding; DNA-binding transcription factor activity, RNA polymerase II-specific. Gene Ontology annotation, biological process: regulation of transcription by RNA polymerase II. The record is from RefSeq and is a predicted model, not a curated record. NCBI's taxonomy places the organism in Eukaryota, Metazoa, Arthropoda, Insecta, Coleoptera, Chrysomelidae. Gene Ontology annotation, cellular component: nucleus.
UCAAAAAAAUGUUGCGUUAUCGAUGUGUCAUCUGUCACUUCUUUUUCUUCUGCCUGUGCGCGUCACCAUCAACUCAACAAAAAAGAAUUGAAGAAUCCCCAUUGCUAAAUAACCUAAAGAGUCAUAAAACAUAAGAAAUCCCUCAAGAAGAAAUGAAAACCAGCAUAGAAACUUUAGCUUCUGAAGAAAAUGAAGAAUUUAAUAGCGAAAAAAACGUGUUGAGGUGUCUUGAUUGCGAAUUUGAAACUGAAAACAUCGAUGAACUCGAUGACCAUAUUCUCGCUAACCACGAACUUAAGGACGAGGUGGUUCAUUCAGAAGACAAAUUCGUGAUUGUUCAAGAUGAUGACCACCCAGCUCGGAAUACUAGAAAAAGAACAAGAUCGACGCGACCCAAGAACCUUCCGAAAGAUAUACCUAGAGCAAAGAUCAUAGUUAAAAACCAUGACCCUAAGUUCAAGCUGUGUGAUGCAGAUGAAUGUGAGGAAGAUGGAAAACCUGGGAGGCCUCCAAAAAGAGGAAAAAGGCAUCCAAGUGAACCUAUGAAUUGUGAAUUAUGUGACUUCAAUACUACAAAAAAGAGUGUACUAGCGACACAUAUGUUAAAUCAUUCAGAUUUGGUACCACCAGUUUUCUACAAGUGUUCGCAAUGCCCAUAUCAAACAAAAAGAAAAAAUGACAUGCCUAAACAUAUGUUGGGACACUGCAGUAAUGCCCAACUGUACAAUUGCUUUGAAUGUCCAUACGCAACCAAACGAAAAUCAGAUUUAACAAAACAUGUUCUCUGUCAUCGACCUACAGAUACCGUUCCCCUGUACAAAUGCAGCCACUGUCCGUACGUGACCAAAAGAAAAGGAGAUCUGCCCAAGCAUGAGAUGAACCACGCCGACAAAAGCCAGAUGUUUACCUAUAAAUGCACCGAAUGCGAGUAUUUUUCGAAGAGGAAGAACGAUUUGCACAAACAUAUGCUGAUACACAGCGACAGACAGCUGUCGGGACUGUACAAGUGUCUUAAGUGUGCAUAUGCAACAGAUAAGGUCGCCAGAUUCUCAAACCACGUCAUGAGCAAAUGUGUCUUCUGGGAAUCACCGAUCAGUUUGGAGCAUAUCAUGCUUGAAGACAUUUUGGCGACCGUAGACAAAGACGGCGUCCACGUACUCCUAAACGAAUCUGAUGAUGAAAACACAAACGAACACGCUGAAUUCGUUCGGUAUAUCGAACACGCAGCUAUCAAAAGUGGCGUCGUACAAGCAGAUGACGCCGACGCACCAACCGUGGUUGAAGGUGAAACCGUCGAAGCGCAGUUGGUAGAAGAGGAGGGCGCUAUUGUAAUAAAAAGUGAUGAUGUCGAAGAUGAAGAGAAUUAAACGAUGAAAACUAAUUCAGAGCAUGUUUCUAAAAACGAUUUAUAUUAGUAGAAAUUAUAGUUUUUCGGUCAAUUUUGAUAUGAGGUUUUAAUGUAAAUGGUUUAAUGUUUCAGGAUUUAUCUGUUAUUAUGUGUUAUGCACAAGUAUUUUACAUGUAGGUAUUCCGUUGGCGAAUUUACAAAAGCUAUACUAAUUCAGUCAUGGGGGCGACUGAAUUCGAGUAGGUUUUGUAUGCAGAAUAUUAGUUAUAUAUUCUAUACUACUACGGUCCACAAAUUAACUGUAUUGUUGUAGGAUUUGUAAGUGAAAUUUUUGAUUAUUAUUGAGUAAAUGUCUAUACUGUUUCAGUCAUGUAAGUAAAACUAAUCAAGUAUUUACUUAAGUGGAUUUAUUAUUAUAUGUAUCAUAAAAUUUAGAUAUAUUUUGAAAAUUAAAAUGAAUAAUAUAUAUUUGGAUAUGAUUAAAAAUUAAAAACAAAUGCAUAACUACUAAUGUACGAGUAUAUACAGUAUGUCCCUGUAAGUUGGAACUGUAUGGAAAACUUUUCAACGAAAACAUUUCGUUUAUAAAUUCGCAAAAGUGUGUGUGUUAUUGCGUUGCCGCUCCUGCAAUAUUCCGAUCAGAUUUAUCGAUGGAUUUUUAUGUAGUUUUUUUUUUAUUAUUGAUUUUACAAAAAAAAGUUAUUCUUCACAAAAAAUUCUGCGUGGUCUAAAACCUAAAAUCAAGUUUUAUCAAUAGGAUACGAGGAAUGUCAAAAAAUAUGAAUUUAUCUCAAAAGUACAGUACCUUUAUAUAUUUCACAAAAUUGAAAAUUGUUAUUACGAAAAUUUGUUUGGGCUUAAAAAUACUGUUCUAAUAUGCAAUUACAUUCUUCUAAUUGAAUGAAAAAUUGAAUUUUUUUCUCAAAUUACAGAUACUUAACAUCAUUUUUAUUUAUGAUAACUUCGAUUUUUAUUUAUGUAACUCCUAUUAUUAGUUUUACGAAAAAAAAAAUUAUUCUUUACAAAAAGUUUUGUAUGGUCUGGAAACUAAGAUACAACCAUAAUUUAUCAAAUUUUAUCAAUUUUAUACGAGGUUUGUCAAAAAAUAUGAAUUUCGUUCAAGAGUAUACUCAUACAUGUUUUUUAAUUCUGAACAACUUUUUAUAAUAAAAUGUUUCAAUACUGUGCAAAAUAAAGGUACUUUACUCUUGAGCAAAAUCCAUUUUUUGACAUACCUCGUACAAAAUUGAUAAAAUGUGAAAUAUUAUGAUUGACGCUUAUUUUGUAGAACGUGGAAAACCUUUAAUAAAGAAUAACUUUUUUUGGUAAAAUUAAUAAUUUCGGAGUUACCUAUCAUAUUUAAAUAAAAAUGAUGUUUUGUAUCUUAAAUUUUUUUUUCGAUUAAAAGAAUGUAAUUGCGCAUUAGAACAUAAUUUUUAAUUUCAAACAACUUUCGAUAAUAACAAUUUUCAAUACUGUGGAAUAUAAAGGUGCUUUACUCUUGAGAGAAAAUUGAGAUAUCUGAUGCUUGUAUCUAAGUCUAAACGUAUAAAUUUUUAUUUAUAUGUCCAUGACUGAAACAGUAUAGACAUUUACUCGAUAAUAAUCAAAAAUUUCGCUUACAAAUCCUACACCAAUAUAGUUAAUUUUUGGACCGUAAUAGUAUAGAAUAUGUAACUAAUAUUCUGCAUACAAAACCUACUCGAAUUCAGUCGCCCUCAUGACUGAAUUAGUAUAGCUUUUGUAAAUUCGCAUUCCGUUGUGGUUUUCUUUAUCACCUUCACAGAGCUUCUAUUGUUUUGCUUCAAUAUAUUUUAGUGCUAUAGACCAGGGAAUUUUUGAUUUUCCCCGGACAAUCUUUGCUACAGGUAUAUCAACAACUGCUUUAGAUAAAUUUGAUAAACAACAUAUUAUACAGGGUGUCCCAAAAAUAGCGGAACGAUCGAAUAUUUCGCGAAAUGAACAUCGGAUCGAAAAACUGAAAAAUGCGUGUUUAAGAAUUUUCAAAAAUCUCUAUCGAAUGACACCAAACACGACCCCCACUCCACCCCCUGAAGGUGGGGUGGAGGGUAACUUUAAAAUAUUAAAUGGAAAUCCCUAGUUUUUAUAUCAGAUUUGGAUUCCUUACGUAAAAGUAAGCAACUUUUAUUCGAGAUAUUUUUUCGAAUAAUGGAUAGAUGGCGCUAUAACCAGAAAACACGAUUUAUUGUGAUGCCAUAAGUAAAUUAUAGAAUCGAUCUAAUAUCUCGAGAAAUACACUUUCAAAUGAAGAACAAAAAAAUACGUUUUUAAUAUUUUUCAAAAAUCGAAUUCAACCCUCCUUCAGGUGCGUUAGGGGGGAGCUAACUGAACUCUCAUUUUUAUCGCAGAUUUAGAUUUCUCAUGAAAAAAUAAGUAACAUUUAUUUAAAACAUUUUUUAGAAUUGUUGAUGGCGCCAUAAUCAGAAAAAUACGAUUUAUUAGCGCCAUCUAUCAACAAUUCGAAUAAAUGUUACUUAUCCUUUCAUGAGCAAUCCAAAACUGCAAUAAAAAACGGGGUUCUUAUUUAAUAUGUUAGAGUUAUCCCCACCCUACCUCCAGGGUGUAAAGUGGGGUAUUUUUUGGUGUAAUUUGAUAGGCUUAUGAAAAAUAUUAAACACCUGUUUUUUGUUUUUUCAUUUAGAAGUGUAUUUCUCGAGAUAUUAGACCGUUUCUAUAAUUUACCUAUGGUAUCACCAUAAAUCGUUUUUUCCGAUUAUAGCGCAUUUAUCCAAAAUUCAAAAAAAUCUCUCGAAUAAAAGUUGCUUACAUUUACGUAAGGAAUCCAAAUCUGCAAUAAAUACUGGGGGUUUCUAUUUGAGAUUUUAAAGCUGGUCCCCGCCCACCUCCAGGGGAUGGAGGGGAUCGUGUUUGGUGUCAUUCGAUAGAUUUUUGAAAAUUAUUGAACAUGUAUUUUUCAGUUUUUUGAUCCGAUGUUCAUUUUGCGAAAUAUUCGACCGUUCCACUACUUUUGUAAGAACAAUGUACUUUUUGAACAAUGUAAGAACGAUAUUUAAUUUUAAAUUCUAAAGGUGAAAUUAUUGCGUAGAUUAUAAAAAUUUAAUUUUGAAUUAAUUUUUUUAUUUUAAAUUUUUACUUUGGAUGAUAAAUAUUUAUUUUAAAUUAUGUGAAUAAAUUACAAAAGUUAAUAAUCAAUUCACAAAUUAACUAUUUUUAUAAUUUAUGCAACGCAAUACCGAAAAUUAAAAAAAAAACAUCAAUUUUCGUUGAUUAGAACCGGAGAUAUUGCGACUUUUGUAAAUUUAAAAUUCAGUUUUUGAAAUAGUUAAAUCGUUUCGCUUUUAAACCUUUUAUCUUUGUCUCAUCAUGGACGGCUCAUUUUGAAAGGAAUUGUUUUGAUUUUUUUGUCAAAACUUGAACUUUUAUUCUUUCACGUGGUGCUUUUUAAAUUUUUUAAUGUUUAUAAAAAAAGCCCUGGCGAAUUUUUGAAACAUAGGUUAACUCGGAUUCUAGUAGUCGUAUGAUAUUAUAUAUUUUUUAAAUUCGUGUAAAAAUGUCAUCAUUUCGAAUAAAAAUAAAUUAACUUUUUACGUGUUGAUGCUUCUGAGUGAUUUUAAAUGGCUAUAAGCUUAAAAUGACAUUACUUUUGUUAAGCUAUUUCAUAACAUUUAGCAUAAACUUUUUAAUCGUUAAAUGGUUUAGUUAAUACCGUUGUAUAUAAAUGGUUUCUGGGUUAAACAAUUUAAAUUUUUCAAUAACUAUUAAGUGACACUUUUUGAAAUUUUUACAGCCGAAUACAUGUGACGUUGUUCCUAUUAUCACCAGAAAUUAAAAGUUUUCUGCUCAUUUUAAAAAAAGUUAUUAACAAUUUUCAAAAAAAAAUCAACCUUUGAAGCUAUUUUUGCAAUAAUUAAUCAACAAAUUACAAAAUAUACUUUACAAACUCCAUUUUAAAAGAUUUUCUAUGCUAUUUCAGCAAAAUUUGUCUGACUUUUUAAAAUCAAAUAGCGAUGUUGUUUGAAGCUAUUUCCUUGUGGCAUUUUUAUGAUUACCUAACUAUUUAUAUGGGAAAUAAGCCACAAUUAAAUUGAAAAAAAAAAUAAUUUUAUUAACGUUUCGACGCCCAAAUCGGGUGCCGUUGUCAAAAUACAAAAUACUAUUAAAUUAAACAAAAAUGACAUAAAAUUCAGACAUAUAUUAUACAUUUUAAAGUAGAAGACUUUAAAAUAAUAUUGCCAAUAUUUAUGAGUUGCGUUCCUGGGACGACUUUACUGAAAGAUAAAUGUCGGGAUAGUAUCACGAGGUUUUUUCCUGGUUUUUUCCUUGUGAUUUACUAUGGAAUCUCUAACGCGAGAAUUUUAGUGCCAUCGUUGCAUUUGGUUGUCUUUUUAAAGACAGAUCACAUGCUAUAAUUUUUUUGUGACGGAUAUUCUUGAGUUGGGGUUGAUUUCAUGUAAUCGAAUGAACUAUCUUUCAGUAAAGUCGUCCCAGGAACGCAACUCAUCAAUGUUGGCAAUAUCAUUUUAAAGUCUAAAAUGUAUAAUACAUGUCUGAAUUGCCGAUAUAAAUCAGUCAGAUUAAAUAAAUUAUUAGAAGAAUUUUUUACUAAGCAACAACAUUUUUGUUUAAUUUAGUAGUAUUUUGUAUUUCGACGACACCCGAUUUGGGCGUCUAAACAUUAAUAAAAUUAUUUUUUUCAAUUUAAUUGUGGCUUAUUUCCCAUAUAAAUAGUUAAUCAAAUCUUAAAUUGCUUAUACGUAAACAAAAUACGUUUAAUCUUUUGUUACAUAUUUUCAUCACCCAAUUUAUCAAAAACAGUUUUUAAAUUCCUGUAUCAAAGAUGGUCAGGAAAAAGGCUUUUAUUUUGCAAAUUUUUCUAGUAUAUUUAUGUUUUCUUUUCACAGAGCUUUUAUUGCCGACUGAAAUAUAUUUUAUUGGGCACAUGAACCGUUCUAUUUUAUUUCUGCCAAUAUAAAUCGUUAUUUGUUUUCUUAACUUUUUUUUAUUGUUACCAUAAUUCAGUGUCAUUCGUUUUCUCGAUAAACCAAAAAUGUAGAUACUAUUUAAUAGUUUGUAGAUCUUAGCCUUAGCAGAGAGUUUCACAAAUAUCUUACACUGUAAUGGCUUUCAUUAUAUGGUAUAAGUAUAUUGUGUGUUAUAUGUGUAUAAAAAUAAAGUUUUCACACCCUUA